AUGCGAGCCGCAGCUCUGAUUCCGCUGGCAGCCUUACUGGCGCUGGCUUCUGCGCGCUCUGAUCACGAUUUUGAGUUCGACGAUACCCCGGAGGCGGAGUCACGGCGGCCGCGUCGGUACAUCUACGACCCGCACAGCGAAGUGUGCAGAUCGCUGGUGUGCAAGAAGCGCGAGGUUUGUCUGCUGCGAGACUCGUAUACUGCCUUCUGCGCCAAUAAGAAGGAUGUCCUGCGUCGCGGAGACGUCAUAGUGUCGGCGGUGGGCACGGGCAGCGGGCCCGACGAUGAGGACGUCUUCUACGAGUCGCGCGCCCUGCCCGACCAGCCCGAAGUGCUCGACUUUCCGGUACCUUCUGUCAAAAACGAAAGGUGCGUUGGCUGCUCGGGCGUCUCUCGCGGAGGCUUCCUAUGCGGCUCCGACAACCGCACGUACUCCUCGCUCUGUCGACUCGACCUACACAACUGCGUGCACCGUCCGCGCCCUUCCGUGCGCCUCGCUUGCGCCGGCUUCUGUCCCUGCCCUCACCGCAGCAGCGAUGAGACCGCGCGUAUCCCCGUUCCGCGCCCGCAUCGCACGCGUACACGCUCCGACGAGCAGGAGCGGCGACGGAGACGACUCGAGGUGCGUACCAACGAGGUGAUGUUGCCGCGACGUCGACCCUCUGCACCUCCGCAGACUUGCGCGCUCGACAAGAUGGCCGACCGUCUUCUCGACUGGUUUUCCGUCCUGAUGGAACAGGCGGGUGCGACGCCGCCGCCGCCGCGCGGUUUCGGCGCCGACUGCAAGCCUGAAGUGCGCUGGAUGUUCCGUCAUCUCGACUCUGCUGGCGACGGCCUAUUACAACCUGACGAUCUAUAUGCGCUGAGUCACGAUGAGCGCGAGCGAUGUCUACGUCCCUUUCUGGCGCGUUGCGGCCUCGGCGCGGGCGGAAUCGGUCGAGCGGCGUGGUGCGGCUGCCUGCGAGGCGCGUCGAGGCCCUGCGCUGCGUGGGCGCGAGCCGCCCGCGGCCGCGGCAGAGGCGCCUACGUGCCGGCCUGCGACGCCAGAGGCUUCUACCGCCCGCGCCAAUGCCACGCCGCGCUAGCCGUCUGCUGGUGCGUGGACGCGCACGGCCAGGAACUGCCCGGCUCGAGAACCAAAGGCGCGCCGUCGUGUCCAGGUGAAGUCGAGGAAGGUGAUGAGGGCGCCGAAGGAGCACCGGCAGACGACGAGGACGAGGGCGGUAGCGGCGAUCGAGAGCCCGAUUUGCGUGACUGA
This is a messenger RNA of Pieris macdunnoughi, 1257 nucleotides long. The record is from the annotation of a GenBank genome assembly. Lineage: Eukaryota; Metazoa; Arthropoda; Insecta; Lepidoptera; Pieridae.